This is a messenger RNA of Cannabis sativa, 2075 nucleotides long. RefSeq lists its product as uncharacterized. Lineage: Eukaryota; Viridiplantae; Streptophyta; Magnoliopsida; Rosales; Cannabaceae. The record is from RefSeq and is a predicted model, not a curated record. Bases 146 to 1699 code for a protein of 517 amino acids. The transcript has 9 exons. Gene Ontology annotation, biological process: intracellular transport.
UUAUUAGUGUUAUUAUUUUAAUUUAAUUCUUUUUUAUUUAUUUAUUUAUUUAUUUUGUUUAUAGUAAGACGGGGUUGUGCCAAAGCAGAAAAUUUUGAAGAACCCUAUUUCUCGCUUUUGAGCUCUGAAAGUUCACCAAAUCGUUAUGAAAGGAACGAAACGUUUAGCCGUAUCGGAAUCCAGACCUGCUGCCGGUGCCACCAAUGAUUCAGUCUUCCGGAAUAAAAGAAUAAUAGUAGGAUGUCCAUUUGAUGCUCAUAAGACGGACACAUCUAAACAGCAAUCAAUGGCCACACCUCCUUUGAAUUUAGAACGAGCUGAGUCAUCUCGGCAGCAUGUGAGAGCUCUCAACACCCAAUUCGCAAGUUGGGUGCAAGCACAAUUGAAGAACCAUCCUGAUGAACUAUGGGAAGAUGGUGCCCGCGACUACUUAGCUCAUGCUUCAAGCAUCAUGGAGAAAUUCACUGAUGUUGUUAGCUGGCUUAAAGCGAAUGCUGCAAAAGGAGAAUGUUCACCUGCAGAAUCGCAAACCGCUAUAAAGUUUAAUAUGUCAGAAACCAAGGAUGCUGCAAAUAAGUUCAUUCAGGCACAAACAGGGAUUCCUCCAAUUGGAACUACAACAAGCUUUGGGACUUCAUGGAGUUCUGGGACAUUUUUCAAUAAUCAGAAUUCGAUGGGAGCAGUGUCCAACAGUCAAAGCUCUGGUUUGUUGCCAAAUAGUCAAAGUUCUGGUUUGUUGUCAAGUAGUCAAAGCUCUGGAGGGUUCUCCAACAGUCAAGGAUCGGGGGUUUUCUCUAGCAGUCAAAGCUUUGGAAAUUUCUCCACCAGCCAAAGCUUAGGAGUAAGCUCAGGAAUAUCCUUCAACAACCAAAGCUCGGGACUAUCCUUCAAUAGCCAAAGCUCUGGAUUGUCCUUUAAUAGCCAAAGCUCGGGAUCGCCCUUCAAUAGCCAAAGCUUGGGAGUAUCAUCCAAUAGCCAAAGCUCAGGAGUAUCAUCCAAGGGCCAAAGCUCUGUAUUAUUUUCCAACAGCCAAAGCCCUGCGCUAUAUUCUAACAAUCAAAGUUCUGGCCUAUUUUCCAACAAUCAAAGUUCUGGUCUAUUUUCCAACAGUCAAAGCCCUGGGUUAUUCUCGAACAGUCAAACCCCUGGAUUAUUCUCUAGCAGUACGAGUCCUGGGUUGUUCUCAAGUAGUCAAAGCCCGCUCUCGUUUGGAAAUCAAAGUUCAGUUCCCACAACUCAUGGUGCUUCAAAUGAUGAUGACGGUGAAAAUGAAGAGGCACCUAGCAGUCCAUCUGUUAAGAAAUCUGAAGAACAGGGUGUUGUUGUAGUCCAUGAAGUCAAGUGCAAACUUUAUGUGAAGUCAAAUGAUCCUGCUGACAAAGAUCAUUGGAAAGAAAAAGGCCCAGGGCAGCUGUCUAUCAAGUGCAAAGAGGGUGUUAGCAAGGGCACAAAAGAAUCCAAACCAACCAUUAUAGUUCGCAAUGAUAUAGGAAGAUUGCUGCUGAAUGCCUUGAUAUACCCGGGCAUCAAGACAAAUUCACAAAAGAAUUCCAUUGUCGCAAUAUUUCAUACUGCAGGAGACGAUAAUGCAAAUGAUAGCAGUGAGGUUGUGGCGCGUACCUUUCUGAUUAGAUUGAAAACUGAGGAUGAUCGUAAUAAACUCGCGACAGCAAUCCAAGAUUAUGCCCCCUCAUCGUAAGAGUAGCUAAUAAGCAACAUCAUAUUUUGUUUAUUGCACCACCUUCAGCUUCAACAAUGUACCAAUAGGUAGCAUGGAUUUUGCACUGUUAGUAUGUUUAUUAAAUUUUUUCAGAGAGGCUUCUUGUUGGCUGCUCUUUCUAGUGACCCUCAGAAAGCAAAGGGUGUCUUCUUGAUAAAAAAAAAUAUUGUAUUGCUCAAGAGAGAAGCUCUGCUAAUUUUGUACCAUAAGAGAACCAUGUUAGUGAUACUUUGCAAGCUUAUAAUGUUGUACUCAAGGCCGGUUUAGUGUUUACCUUUCAAUUAACUUGUGUCGUUUUGAGGCAUGUAUACCUCUUUUUUCUACUUAUUCUUAUUCAGUCACUAUAGUUAAACCA